Messenger RNA from Panicum virgatum (switchgrass), 861 nucleotides. Its product is annotated as mavicyanin-like. The record is from RefSeq and is a predicted model, not a curated record. The transcript has a single exon. NCBI's taxonomy places the organism in Eukaryota, Viridiplantae, Streptophyta, Magnoliopsida, Poales, Poaceae. Bases 178 to 702 code for a protein of 174 amino acids. Gene Ontology annotation, molecular function: electron transfer activity. Gene Ontology annotation, cellular component: plasma membrane.
GGUCACAUAGACGCUAUAUAUGUAUGCCCCAAUCUCUCGGAUCAAUCCAUCCAUUCAUAAAGUUUCUAGCUAGCUUAGCUGCAGCACGCUAGCUUGCUCUUCCAAGAAGCUCGGCGAUCUCCUCUGCUUACCACCCCUUCCAGCAGCUAAUAGCUACCCUGACUGGCUACUUGUGCCAUGGCAACAAGAUUUAUCGCCGUUGCGGCCGUGAUGGCAGCGGCCCUCGUCGGCAUGGCGUCGGCGGCGGUCUACAACGUCGGCGAGCCGGCCGGGUCCUGGGACCUGCGGACCAACUACGGCGACUGGACCGCCUCCAAGCGGUUCCACCCGGGCGACCAGAUCGUCUUCAGGUACUCCCCGCAGGCGCACGACGUGGUGGAGGUGAGCAAAGCGGACUACGACUCCUGCUCCACCGCCAGGCCCAUCGCCACCCACACCUCCGGCAACGACGCCAUCGCCCUGACCUCCACCGGCACGCGCUACUUCAUCUGCGGCUUCACCGGCCACUGCGACGGGGGCAUGAAGCUCCAGGUCGAGGUGGUGCCCGGCGCCACCACCUCCGUCGCCCCGGCUGGCGCUCCGGGUGCCAACGCUCCGGUCUCGCCCCAGACCCCAUCCACGCCCGAUUCCGCCGCUACCAAGGCCACCGCCACCGGCUUCGCUCUCGCCGGGGUCUUGCUCGCUGCCGGCCUCAUGGCCUAAUUAAGUAGUUGCUACUUACUGUUGCGUGUUGUAUUUGUAAAUGCGCAUGAAUUUGCUUAUUAAUUAUCAUUGAUUGUUGUAUUCUUUUGGAGAGAUGUCGUACGAUGCAUGUAUGUACGCGUAUAAAGAUAUGAGACACUACCGGCAUAUACAUAGUUA